AAUAUGUCAGGUGAUGUCACUGAAUCGGCGUCUGCUAGUAAAAUGGCGGCCGCUGAGAUUCAGAUAGUAAAUCCUCAAAAUUUAACAAAAAUCGAAAGUUUUCUCCAUGAUCCGAGUUAUAAAGAGAUCAUUGAGAAUUCGUCCACGUUCAACUCGAGAUUAUGUGCGGAAAGGAGAAUGCGUAUGCCCUUCAUUGACACGCAGACCGGUGUCGCUCAGAGCCACUGCAAUUUGUUCAUGACUAGGAGACAGCGUAUGCCUGGUCAGAAAGAAGGUCAAGUCUACACAUAUCCAGCGCAAAGAUGGCGGAAAGCUCGACGUCAGUACUUGACAAUGUCAUCAACUAGAUGGGGAUGGAACAGGGCAGCGGAUCUAGCAGAUAAUACUGGUGAUGGAGAAAACAGUUCAGGCUUACCUGAUGCACUAGGUGGAGAUGACAGUAGAGAUGGAUCGCAGACUGCAGCAAAAGAUGAUCCAAAGGAAUGGUUUUAUGAUGAACUGGCAAUGGAGGAAAUGGAAACUGGAGAAGAGCCUGAAGCAGAGUCAGAUGAAGAUUAUUAUGAUGAUACAUACGCAAAUAGGCGCAAACGUCGUGGUGGAGCUACGCCUACUGGACCUGGUUCCAGGGGAGGGAGAACAAGGAAAUCUCAGCCUGAUGAUACACCUGCUAAAAGGGGCAGAGCAGGUCGAGGACGGCGGCGUGCGGGUCAGGGCACGCUGCCUUACGAGGUGCCGGGCGACGCGGAGAAGCCCUACGGCUGCGAACUGUGCGGUGCUAAGUACAAAACUCGCGCCGGCCUCACGUACCACUUCACUCACACGCACAAGGACCCCCCGCCCGGGGCCAGUACGUCGGCGGUCGCGGGCGGCAGCGACGGCGACUCCCGGGACAGCCCGCACGGCACGCCCGCGCCCAACGCGCAAUCCGCCCAAGCGCAGCCCGCCACUGAGUACCAGGAUAGCUACGUGACGUUCCUGAACAAUCCUGCCGCCGGUGCUGCUGCUGUAGCGACUCCGCCCGCGCGUCGUCCGACGCCGCCUCCUCGUCCGGCUUCAGCUGACACGUCGAGUUCGGAUUCCGCGCACGCUCCGCUCAUACCGCCCGCUCCCGCUCCGGUCCCCGCUCCCGCUCCUCCUGUGGUACCGGUGCCGGUCGCGAGCGCCAGCGCCGUUCUGCCGAUACUUAAGGAGCCCGAGACUAAGGCUUCGCCGUCACCGUACUGCGACUUCUGCCUGGGCGACGACCGCGAGAACCGGAAGACGGGAACUCCCGAGGAGCUGGUCAGCUGCUCGGACUGCGGCCGAUCAGGCCACCCCACUUGUCUCCAGUUCACCGUGAACAUGAUAGUGUCGGUGCGGAAGUACCGAUGGCAGUGUAUCGAGUGCAAGUGUUGUUCCGUGUGCGGCACGAGCGAUAACGAUGACCAGCUGUUGUUCUGUGACGACUGCGACCGCGGCUACCACAUGUACUGCCUGGCGCCGCCGCUCGACACGCCGCCGGAGGGCUCGUGGUCCUGCGCGCUCUGCAUCAAGGAGUUCCACCAGCCCAGGGUCGCUCUGCAGGUACAAUAAGAUUGACAGGGAGUUGAACGCGAAUGCAGAUGAGCACGCGGCCGACCUGAUCGGAAGUGGUCGCUGUCGCCCAUGGGCAUUGGCAUUGACAAUGCUCAUGGGCGACCAGAUCCGGAGAUCCACGAUCAAGCUGCAGUCUUCCGUGAAAUACUCUAAACACGUAAUUAUGGAAAUGUUUUUCAACAUUAUGUACAAGAUUCAUAAAUAAAUAUAUUUAAUUGAAUGAAUGAAUGAAUGAAUGAACGAUUCAAAAGGAAUCAUUCGUUCGAUUUUUAUUUUGUAACUUUAACAGUACCUACGUAAACGGUCUAAGUACAUUUUGAGUUAGGACGUAUCUUUAAUGAUGAAUUCGGCCUAAAGGCCUUCUCGUAUUAGAGUAAUAAUUGAUAUUUUUUUGCCGACGGUACUUAUAUUUUUUUUACUAGUAAGGUUAUGGAGAAUGCAUGAAAUUGCCAACGUUUGACAACGGCUGUUUCGUUGUGUCACGAACGUCAGUAAUUAAACUAAAUUAAUGAUAAUAUUAAAAAUAAAUAAUAGCAGGUUUUUUUGUAUUAAUGUUAAGUAAAGCUGUGAUCGGUAUAGUUGGUUGUGAAGAGAGAGAGAGCGUUUGGGCUUCUUCUUUUUUUUUUUAAUAUUUUUAAACACAGAGAGAUUAUUUCUGAGAUAUCUCUCAUACGGAUCGUUGCUGUUGUGAUGAACGCUUCUCUGGGUUGUACAUUUAGUUUUUUUACUUGCGUCUUUUUUAUUUUUUGGUCACACUCAGUUGUGUGGCUUGUGUCUGUAAUGUUGCCAGCGCUGAAUGUAUUUUUUUUUUUGUGUAUCGAUGCUACUUUUUAAUUUAUAAAGUGACUUUACUUUGUGAUCUUGUAAUUUUGAUUAAUUUCAAUUUAGCGUUGUUAUGUUUUGAGUAUUCGAAUCCUUUCAGUCACACAAGCGUUCCAAUGUUCCUUUCAAAAGUUUAGUAUAGAUAUCUUUCUAAACGAUUUAGGCAAAAACAUGAUGCUAUUUAUCGUAAUUGUGAUAUGAAUCUAUAAUAUUAAUUUCAUUGCAUUAGAGUUAGUCUUGUGUUAAAAUGUUAUCGCAGGCCACAGAAUAUCGCAACGUAUCGCAUAUCCCGUCAUAUUCACAUCUUUCCAUACAUCGAGUAUAAGAAACGGAGAAAUAUUAACCAAUAAGAUUGCACAAAAUCAAAUUUAUAAGAUUGCAAAAUGAUUGGUGGACAGGCAGCCUAAGCGGCAUGAACCUUUAUUAACCUUUGAGUCAUGAUAACUUUGAGAAAUGUUUGACGUCAUACAAUAAUAGCUCUUAUACGUAAAUGAAUUGGAAACUAUUAAAGACAUUGCGGAAAUAUUGUUAUAUUGACUCGAUUUGAUUCUUAAAUCACUUGUAUUCAAUAGUUUUUUUUGUUGUUUGUUACAAAACACAUUUUCAUUCAAUCUUAUAUUACACUAAGUCACACAGAAAUGACAUUGUAUUUACAUUUGUAAUAUUUACAUUAUAUUUUAAUGUAAUUUUAUUUAUAUUAAAGAUUACAAAGUGAAGUCUUAGGUUGUCUUAGGUUGGACUAUUUGAAAUGUUCGCAUCGAACGAUUGUGUGCUCAAGUUUUGUAUUUGUACAGAAUAAAUGAACAAUUAUCGUAUUGGUUAUUUUUCGUAUUAAACCAUUAUUGCAUUUUUAUUCUAUGCCGCAUUGUAAUCGCACAAUUACAUUUUAAAUAAACACUUAAACUUGUUUUAAAGUUAUUAAAAUCGAAUGAUUUAAAAAAAUAAUGAUUCAUACGUAUCUGCUUUUUUAAAUGAAAUGUUAAUUUUUUUUUUCAAUCCCAUAAUGAAUACACGGGUAACGUAUGUUUAUAAUUUACUUUAAAAAAAAAAGCUUUGGGAUUUUCUACUUAAGUUCAAGAAAUCGCAUGUUGUCAUGAAUGUGUAAAUUCGUAUUUUUUGGUUUUUUAACAUGGCAACAUUCGAUCGAUGUAAUUUCCCGCGUACUAUGAUUUGCAAGUGUCAAACGCGUUUUUUGGUAAAUGACUGUAAUGUAUAUUAUGAUGUUUCAAAUUAAGCAUUGAAUCCACGUCUAUCCAACUUUAAAUGUAUCAUGGAGAGUAGCAAAAAUAUGUCUAUAGUUUUAAGGUACUAAGUGUGUAACGCGGUGUCACUCGCAGCAUUAAACUUGCAUUUUCUCAAAUAAUUUAACACGUUUUUUUUAUUUGUUUUCAAAGAAUAUGUCUUUAAACAAUCAUUCCAAAGUGUCCCUCUCUGGUGCCCAAGGCAGAUUUCAUUGAAUUUCCUUGAAGGAAUAUCUCUCAAGCUUUAAUUGUAAUGAUGCCUAAAACCAUAGCUUUUUUAGCGCUUUAAGCCCAGUGAAAAUGCCGCUAAAGAGGGCAUAACUCUUUACAACAAUACCAGUGUUUAAAAGCAGGAUAAAUAUACAUUGUGGGAAGGAGAGGGAGCAUAAGUAAACUAAACUAAGCUUUUUUUUUUGCCAUUUUUUUUUGACUUUAAUACUAAUAACAUUAUUGGGAGGUAGUUGAUAAAUUUUGAAAUUAAAACUCACUUCGUUUGCACGUGGACUCAGUGUUUUAUUUCGGAGUAUUUCAAGAUGUGUGAUUUCAUGUUUGUAAUUGUUUAUAGUUUAACCGUAUUCUUAAGGAAUUUCCAUCCUGAAACUGAAUGAAUAAAGAUCGUGUCAUAUUUUACGGUGAUGUUACGCGUGUAACAAAUAAAAUGGUAUUAUGUA
Bombyx mori (domestic silkworm) is the source of this 4309-nucleotide messenger RNA. It is a transcript of the gene d4, whose product is annotated as zinc finger protein ubi-d4 A. Gene Ontology annotation, cellular component: MLL3/4 complex. Bases 4 to 1572 code for a protein of 522 amino acids. The transcript is spliced from 13 exons. The record is from RefSeq and is a predicted model, not a curated record. Gene Ontology annotation, biological process: positive regulation of transcription by RNA polymerase II. Gene Ontology annotation, molecular function: histone binding; histone H3K4 methyltransferase activity; transcription coactivator activity. NCBI's taxonomy places the organism in Eukaryota, Metazoa, Arthropoda, Insecta, Lepidoptera, Bombycidae.